Molecule: messenger RNA, 1982 nt
Organism: Dendrobium catenatum
Lineage: Eukaryota; Viridiplantae; Streptophyta; Magnoliopsida; Asparagales; Orchidaceae
Product: protein STRUBBELIG-RECEPTOR FAMILY 5-like
Biological process (GO): protein phosphorylation
Molecular function (GO): protein binding; protein kinase activity; ATP binding
Source: RefSeq, a predicted model, not a curated record
GAAUAUUCAGAACAACCAGUUCACUGGCUGGAUUCCUGAUGGAUUUAAAAAGAUUGGCAAUCUCCAAGCUGGUGGAAAUUCUUGGUCAUCUUCACGAGCACCACCCCAUUAUCAUAUCUACAACAAUGAUAAUGAUGACCGAUCUUCUGGAGCCGUGGGGAAAAAAUCAUCAGUUAUAAACGGCUUAGCCAUUGGUGGAGCAGUAGUAGCUGUACUUUUUAUCAUUGUAUUUUUAUUGGCCCUAAUGAAGAAGAAGUCCGCAACUUCUUUGCACUAUAUUGAUGAGUCAGAUAGUCAGAGAAGAUCAUUUGCACUUCUGGUCAGCCAUGAUAAGGAUUUUAAGUUCAUGGGAUCCUCAGCAGCAGCUGAUAUGAAUAUCCUACCAAGAUCUACUUCUUUGGGUCUGAAGCCUUCAGGUUCUGAUCGGAGCAGCUCUUUUGGUGAAAAUGAGUUCAAAAUUAAAUUUAAUUCCAAGCCUCCCACUUCUGAGAGGAACAGUUCAGUUAGCGAAAAUGACUUCAAAAUUAAAUUUAAUUCAAAAAGAAGCUUGGAGCCAGUUAAUGCCAGCGCUAUGUCAUUGGUAGAUUUGCAGUCAGCCACUGGAGGUUUUAGCACUAAUCAUCUUCUUGGAUAGGGGUCCAUUGGAUAUGUUUACAAGGCCAAAUGUGCGGUUGGAAAGGUUUUGGCUGUUAAGAAAGUGGACUCACCUAGCCUUGAUUUUGUGGAAGUGAUUUCUGGCAUCUCCAGGCUGCACCAUCCUAAUAUUUCUGAACUAGUUGGUUUCUGCUCAGAGUCUGGUUUCAAUCUAUUGGUGUAUGAAUAUGAAAGAAAUGGUUCCCUUCAUGAUUAUUUGCAUUUAUCAGAUGAUUACUGCAAUCCAUUGACCUGGGACACUCGAGUUAGAAUUGCUCUUGGAACAGCUCGUGCCAUUGAAUACUUGCAUGAGGUCUGCUCCCCAUCUACUAUUCAUAAGAACAUAAAAUGUUCCAACAUCCUACUUGAUGUUGAGCUCAAUUCCCACCUGUCUGACUGUGGGUUAGCAUCCUUCUACCAGGAAACAAACAAGACUUUGGGACCAGGUUAUCAACCCCCCGAGUACAAUAAGCCAUCUGAUUACACCAUGAAGAGUGAUGUAUAUUGCUUUGGUGUGGUCAUGUUGGAAUUAUUGACUGGUCGAAAGCCUUUUGACAGUUCAAAGCCAAGACCGGAGCAGUCUUUGGUUCGAUGGGCAAUGCCACAGCUCCAUGACAUUGGUGCAUUAGCCCAGAUGGUUGAUCCUGCUCUUCGCGGCCUUUAUUCUCCAAAAUCAUUAUCACGAUUUGCUGAUGUUAUUGCUCUCUGCGUCCAGCCGGAGCCUGAAUUCCGUCCACCAAUUUCUGAAGUUGUGCAAGCCCUAGUUCUCUGCGUGCGGCGAUCGAGCAUUAGCAAGAAGAUUGGUGGAGAGCUCAGCACUUCUCGUCGGAGCAAUGAAUCUGAUUAUUACUACUAAGGAUAUAUAUGUUCCUUUACUGAUUAUAUAACUCUGAUGCCAUGAUUUCUGCAGAAAGCCAGAGAGCUGUUUGUUUUUUUCAACAAAUUCUUCAGCUUAUGUCAAUUUUCAACUAAAUCAAGGUGGAGAGGAACCAUAUGCACUAUGAAAACGUUUUGAUGGUUCUGAAAGAAUAAACCAGAACUCAAAUAGCGAUAUCGCUGGUGAAUCUCCUGUUACAAGUUUCUAAAUUUGUAUGUAGAAAUCCAGCUUCUACGCUAGACAAAUGAGCACCCUGAAGCCAAGGCAAGCAUCAUUCCCUUAAGGCAUGCUUGUUGAUCUUGGGAUUCUUAACUUUGUUUAUGUGCGACUAAAAAUGAAUUAAAACAGACUGUUAUGCAUUGACAUUUCAUUUUAUUUGCUUUCAACAUUCAAUUAUGUUUAGCAUUAAGUGAUGUAUAAUCAAAAUUUCAUUUAUUUUAAUAGAUCUCAAAUGAAAUUUCACUUCGUAUUU